ACCGCCAAAAGCGUGUGUUUGCUUGGUACACUGUGUACAUUAUUUAUUAAAAAAACACACAAAACAAAAAUACACAAUUAUUUACAACAAAACAAAUAAACAAGUGUUUUAAUAGUAAUUAUUUUUUAUAAGCAUAUAAUUAUAAAAAAAAAAUUACUGUGCUAUUUAUAAAAAAAAUACUUUAAAUCACAAAAAAGUAACCUGUUGAUCUGUCUGUCAAAGCGUCAUAUUGUAAAAUAUUUUAAAAAUGAGUGAAGCAACAUCACCUUUGAGAAAUAACAGACAAAUGGAUGCUCCAACAUCACCAGCUCCAGAAAUGGAUGAACCAUUUGAGGAUGAAAGUCUUCUUGGUAAUGAAAAUUCUCAGGAUGAUGCUAUACGAGAAGAAGAGGAAGAUGGUGAAGAGUUAUUUGGUGAUAAUAUGGAAGCUGAUUAUCGUCCAAUGUCAGCACUUGAUCGUUAUGAUCAAAAUUUAUUGGAUGAUGAAGAAUAUUCAGAAUUAUCACAGUCUGAUCGUAAUGCUGCUGAGGCUGCAAUGCGUAAACGUGAUCGUGGUACUUAUCGUGAUGAUCGUGAUUUACUUUAUGAGGAUAGUGAUGAAGAUGAUACAACUGUACAAAAACGUCGUCGUGCUGAAAAAGCAGCAACUGGUGAUAUUGAAGAAGCUGAAAUGAUUGAAUCAAUUGAAAAUCUUGAAGAUACAAAAGGUUAUUCUGUCAAAGAAUGGGUAUCAAUGCUUGGUCCAAGAACAGAAAUAUCAAAUAGAUUUAAAAAUUUUUUAAGAACUUAUACUGAUGGCAAGGGUUAUUGUUUAUACAAAGAAAGAAUUCGUCAUAUGUGUGAAAGUAAUCAAUCAAGUUUUGUCGUUGAAUUUCCAAUUUUAGCUGGAAAAGAACAUGUAUUGGCAUAUUUUUUACCAGAAGCACCAUUUCAAAUGCUUGAAAUAUUUGAUGCUGUUGCUAAAGAACUUGUACUUGCAAUAUUUCCAAGUUAUGAAAGAGUAACAAGUGAAAUACAUGUAAGAAUAUCAGAAUUACCAUUAAUUGAAGAACUUCGUACAUUUAGAAAAUUACAUUUAAAUCAACUUGUUAGAACACUUGGUGUUGUAACAGCAACAACUGGUGUAUUACCACAAUUAUCUGUUGUUAAAUAUGAUUGUUCAAAAUGUGGUUAUGUACUUGGUCCAUUUGUACAAUCACAAAAUUCAGAAGUUAAACCUGGUUCAUGUCCAGAAUGUCAAAGUAUUGGUCCAUUUAUAAUUAAUAUGGAACAAACAAUAUAUCGUAAUUAUCAAAAAAUAACAAUUCAAGAAUCACCAGGUAGAAUACCAGCUGGUAGAAUACCAAGAAGUAAAGAUUGUAUAUUAUUAUCAGAUUUAUGUGAUCAUUGUAAACCAGGUGAUGAAGUUGAUGUUACAGCAAUUUAUACAAAUAGUUAUGAUGGUUCAUUAAAUACAGAACAAGGUUUUCCAGUAUUUUCAACAGUAUUAUUAGCAAAUCAUUUAUUUGUUAAAGAUGCUAAAGAAGUUGUUGAAUCAUUAUCUGAAGAAGAUGUUAGUGCUAUACUUAAAUUAAGUCAAGAUCAUCGUAUUGCUGAUAGAAUUGUUGCAAGUAUUGCUCCAUCAAUAUAUGGACAUGAUAAUAUUAAACGUGCAUUGGCAUUAUCAAUAUUUGGUGGUGAAGCUAAAAAUCCAGGUAAUAAACAUAAAGUACGUGGUGAUAUUAAUGUAUUAUUAUGUGGUGAUCCUGGUACAGCAAAAUCACAAUUUUUAAAAUAUACUGAAAAAAUUGCACCAAGAGCUGUAUUUACAACUGGUCAAGGUGCAUCAGCUGUUGGUUUAACAGCAUAUGUUAGAAAAUCACCAACAACACGUGAAUGGACACUUGAAGCUGGUGCAUUAGUACUUGCUGAUCAUGGUGUUUGUUUAAUUGAUGAAUUUGAUAAAAUGAAUGAUGCUGAUCGUACAUCAAUUCAUGAAGCUAUGGAACAACAAAGUAUAUCAAUAUCAAAAGCUGGUAUUGUAACAUCAUUACAUGCAAGAUGUGCUGUUAUUGCUGCAUCAAAUCCAAUUGGUGGACGUUAUGAUCCAAGUAUGACAUUUGCUGAAAAUGUUGAUUUAUCAGAACCAAUAUUAUCACGUUUUGAUAUUAUUUGUAUUGUUAAAGAUGAAGUUGAUCCAAUGCAAGAUAGACAUCUUGCUAAAUUUGUUGUCAAUUCACAUAUAAUGCAUCAUCCAACAAAUCAAAAUCAUACAUUACCAGAUGGUCUUGUUGAAAAUAAUGCAACUGAAGAUUUAUCUAUACCACAAGAUUUAUUAAAAAAAUAUAUUGUAUAUUCAAAACAAAAUAUUCAUCCACAAUUAAAUAAUUUAGAUCAAGAUAAAAUUGCUAAAUUAUACAGUCAGCUGAGACAAGAAAGUUUAUCAACUGGAAGUUUACCAAUAACUGUUAGACAUAUUGAAAGUAUUAUUAGAAUGUCAGAAGCAUCAGCUAAAAUGCAUCUUCGUGAUCAUGUUAGAGAAGAUGAUGUUAAUCUUGCUAUUAGAAUGGUACUUGAUAGUUUUGUUGAUACACAAAAAUAUUCAAUUAUGAAAAAUAUGAGAACUACAUUUCAGAAAUUUUUAUCAUACAAAAAAGAUCACAGUGAAUUAUUGUAUUAUAUUUUACGUCAAAUAACAAUUGAUACAUUGGCAUUUCAAAAAUCAUUACAUGGUAAUAGAGUUACGACUAUUGAAAUUAUGGAACGUGAUCUUGUUGAUAAAGCAAGACAAAUUGAUAUUCAUAAUUUAGCAUCAUUUUAUCAAAGUCAAAUAUUUUUGAAAAAUAAUUUUGUUUAUGAUUCAAGAAGAAAGGUUAUUAUUCAAACAUUACCAGAAAAUACUGAUGAUUAAU
Molecule: messenger RNA, 2891 nt
Organism: Aphidius gifuensis
Lineage: Eukaryota; Metazoa; Arthropoda; Insecta; Hymenoptera; Braconidae
Gene: Mcm2
Product: DNA replication licensing factor Mcm2
Exons: 2
Coding region: 248-2890 (880 amino acids)
Biological process (GO): mitotic DNA replication initiation; double-strand break repair via break-induced replication; DNA replication
Cellular component (GO): MCM complex; nucleus
Molecular function (GO): 3'-5' DNA helicase activity; single-stranded DNA binding; ATP binding
Source: RefSeq, a predicted model, not a curated record